Messenger RNA from Tetrahymena thermophila SB210, 522 nucleotides. Its product is annotated as transmembrane protein, putative. The transcript has a single exon. The record is from RefSeq and is a predicted model, not a curated record. Lineage: Eukaryota; Ciliophora; Oligohymenophorea; Hymenostomatida; Tetrahymenidae.
AUGGAUAACAAUUAUCAUUUUUGGGGUAACGGUGAUAGACAAGACGUUUCUUUGUCUUACGAAGAUUACUACAGCAUUUUGGAUUGCUUAUUAGAUGAAAAGCUUUCCCCAUAAGGUUUAAUGAAAUUCAAGAACUUACACGAAGUUAGUAUGUAUGGUGUUUCUUAUGUCCCAUUAUACUGCUUCCCUGUUGCAUAUGGUAUUUCUCAUAUGCUUACUGGUAAGGUUAGAAGAGGUCACAGUGGUUACAGAAACUUAUUUUCCUUAAUGAGUGUUGUUCUCCCCUUCACUUGCUGGUACGCCUACACCACUCCUAUUCCUAGAAGACUUUACACUGAAAUUAUCUGCUCUAACAACGCAGAUGGUGCUUAUGUUAGAAACCGUAUUAAAUAACAAAAGCCUGGUAUCUGGAGAAAGCUCUCUCAAUAACUUUACAACAAGAAUUUCAGAUUCCCUGAAUUAAAUCAAGACCUUACUGCCACCGAAUUCCCUCUCGACUAUGUUGCUCCCCACAAAUUCUGA